AAGUACAUACAAAUAGUUUAUGCUAAAUUGGCUAGCAGUGCUAGGUCCUAAACUAGGCUUAUUUUUUCAAACAAUUGCACUAAUAUAGUACAUAUAUUUUAACUAAGCUAGGCUAGCAAUGCUAGUAGGUGGGCUUUUUUCUUCAAACUUUAUUUCAAUAACAAUAUAUUACGGAUAUUUUAACAAAAAAAUAAAGAUGUCUUACACAUUUUCAAAAUAAGUACAUACAGAUUAUUUUGGCUAAACUAGGUUUGCAGUGUUAAGAUAGGCUACAAGUGCCAAAAGAUAGCUUUUUUUUAUCGAACUUUAUUUCAACAAUAUAGUAAAGAUGUUUUAAAAAUCAGAAAAUAAAAGUCUGGUCCACAUUUUUGAAAUAUGUGCAUACAGAUUGGUAAUGCUAAAUUGGUUAGCACUGCUAAACUAGUGCUGCUAAACCACGUUUUUUUUAAACUAUUUCAACAAUAAAGUACAUAUAUUUUAACAAUCAGAAAAUAAUGACAUUUUUAUUAAACAAUUUAAAAAAAAGGUAUGUUUAGAUUAUUUUUACUGAACAAGGUUAGCAGUGUUAACAUAGGCUAGUGGUGUUAAAUUAGUCUAGCAGUGCUAAUAUUUAGGCAUAUUAUUUGAAACUUUAUUUCAAUAAUAUAGUGCAGAUAUUUUAACAAUAAGAAAAUUUAAUUUAAAUGUCUAUUAUACAUUUUCAAUAUACUGUAAGAACACACAGCUUGUUUAUGUUAAAGUAGGCUAGCAGUGCUAAAUUAGGCUUUUUUUAUUUUUCAAACUUUAUCUCAAUAUUAUUAUACAGACUUUUUAAAAAUCAAACAAAAAAAAAAGUCUUCUAUACAUUUUCAAUAUAAGUCCACACAAAUUAUUUUUGCUAGGCUAGAAGUGUUAAACCAAAAUAGUAGUGUUAAACUAGGCUAGCAAUGCUAAUAGCUUGGCUUUUCAUUUCAAAAUGUAUCUCAGUAUUGUAGUUCAUACAUUUUAACAAUCAGAAAAUAAAACUAAAACAUCUAUCAUAGUUUUCCAAAAUAAAUACGCACAUACUAUUGUUGCUGGAAUAGGCUUGUAAUGUUAAAGUAGACUAGCAAUGCUAAAAGAUAGGCUUUUAAAAAAAAACUUUAUCUCAAUAUUAUAGUUUGUACAUUUUAACAAUCAGACAAUAAAAAUAAAACGAUUACACAUUUCUAAAAUAAGUGCGCAGAGACUAUUGUUGCUCGACUAGGCUAGCAGUGUUAAACUAGGCUAACAAUGCUCAUUUUUGACUUUUUUUUUUUCUAACUUUAUUCCAAUAACAAUAUUUUACAGCUCUGUUAACAAUCGGAUAAUAAAAAUAGACCUGUCUAUUAUACAUUUUCAAAAUAAAUACACAGAUUAUUUAUGACAAACUAGGCUAGCGGUGCUAAACUAGGUACUUUUUUUCAAACUAUUUAACAAUAUAGUAGCAAUAAUAAUAAUAGUCUGAAAACUAAAUAAAAAUAUGUCUAUAAUACAUUUUUAUAAUAAGCCAGGCUAGCAAUGCUAAGCUAGGCAGUAGGGCGCUGUGAUUGGCCGAGGGAUGUCAUCAGGCCGGGCCUCAGGUCAGCAUCUUCUGCUCCAAAUAACCUGUUCUCUGCUGCUGCGCUCUCAUUGGCCCCCACAGGUCACGUGACCGGCCAAGUAUUGUCCAGUGGAUAAAAGUCAAGACGUUUUUGUCGGCGGGGACCCAUUUCCCAGGAACGACGUCCCUUUUAUUUUUAAAUCCUGGACUUUGUGGAUCAGCGGACGCUUCUGGGUACGUUUUCUUUCGUUUGACCUCAGUAAAUUAGCGCGCUUGUUUGUUGCUAGGCAACCACCCGGUUGUCAAUCAAUAUCAGGCUAUACUGUCACAGCAACUUCAGCUAGUCGGGCGGAGGAAAGGGUCGCAUCGCCACGGCAGCAAGAGCUGAAAGGGAUGGAGAGGUGUGAGUCAGUCAGCAGCGUCAGUGACUCCUCAAUCAACAUGACAACUGUCAGCCUCAACAUGGAGAGGUUUAACUUCCUGGGGGUCAACAUCGUCGGCCAAGACGACGACAGCGGCGAUGGCGCCAUCUACAUUGGGUCCAUCAUGGAGGGCGGGGCCGUGGCGGCGGACGGACGCAUUGAGCCGGGCGACAUGUUGCUGCAGGUAAACGACGUUGACCUGGAGAACGCCAGAAGCGAGGACGCCGUACGAGUCCUCCGAGACGUCGUCCGUCAACCCGGGCCGGUGACGUUAACGGUGGUCAAGUGUUGGCCCGCGAGUGUUUUCAGGCCGCCAAAAGGUGAGCCGGUCCGCCCCAUUGACCCCGCCUCCUGGGUGUCCCACACAACCGCCAUGGCCGGGAAGCUCCUCCCUCAUUACGGCGAAGACGAGCGGCUGAGCGUCCACAGCGACAUGGCGGCCGUUGUCAAGGCGAUGACCCACCCGGAAUCGGGCGUGGAGGUCCGGGACAGGAUGUGGAUCAAGAUCAUCAUCCCGAACGCAUUCAUCGGUUCGGACGUGGUCCGAUGGCUGCACCAGAACCUCCGGGGCUUCAAGGACCGCCGGGAGCCUGGCAGGUACGCCGCCAAGCUGCUGAAGCGCGGCUACAUCUGCCACGCUUUCAACAAGGUGACCUUUUCGCAGCAGCGCUACUACGUCCUCGGAGAUCAGUACGUGACGGCACUGCGGGACCGACGCGACGACGCCUACCUGUGGCCCCUCCCACGGCCGGCCUUGGAAACAGGAAGUCACAGCAACGGUAAGGAGGCAGCCGAAUAAACAGGAAGUGACAAAGACUGGAGGCCCUUUUUGCCCAUUCACAUGGAUUUAUGCAAAUAAGGCUCCUAUGACAUCAUCAACUUGUAGUACUCCUUGUCACCUGAUUGUUGUCUUUGAAGAUUGAAUACACAUAAUUAAAGCAU
Messenger RNA from Nerophis ophidion (straightnose pipefish), 2904 nucleotides. Its product is annotated as segment polarity protein dishevelled homolog DVL-3-like. Lineage: Eukaryota; Metazoa; Chordata; Actinopteri; Syngnathiformes; Syngnathidae. Gene Ontology annotation, biological process: intracellular signal transduction; canonical Wnt signaling pathway. The transcript is spliced from 10 exons. Gene Ontology annotation, cellular component: cytosol. Gene Ontology annotation, molecular function: frizzled binding. The record is from RefSeq and is a predicted model, not a curated record. Bases 1934 to 2761 code for a protein of 275 amino acids.